UGAUGAACCCUAAUUACAGGGAAAUUCUAAAAUAGAUUAUGGACUUCAAAUAAGAAGGAAUAAGAGUACUCAUAUCAGGUUUGCUCGUUAAGUUAGUAAUCUAUCCAACAAUAAUAGAUUAUUGGACUCUUCUUUGCAUGGCCAAUUUUGUAAUCAUAUCAUGAAAUCUUAAUUGGGUAUAAAGACCUUAAUCAUUAAUACUUCCUCUAUAUCAGCUAUGCUCUUAUGAUUUUUAUCAUGAAUUUGUUCAUACCUCAUACUGACUUCUUCCUUAAGAAAUUAGGACCAUAAGCUUUAAUUUGCAUAUUUGUUUGUUUAAUUGGAAUGUCUUUUAUGUUGAUGGCUAUUUUUGAUUAAGUAUAAAUAACAAAAUAGAAUAAAUUAGUAUUGGAUAAUCCAUCUCUUACUUCAAUUGUUUGUGAUAGCUCCAUCUAUUGGAAUUUUGUACUCAACACCAUUUCUAACAACUUGGAGAUAUUUUGUUAAAUAGAAAUGUAUUUAUUUAAUUAUUAAUUUAGAACAUUUGAAUUCAAUUUUCUAAAUAUUCAUUGGAUUAGGUGCAUUUUUUGCAUUAUUAAUCUUUGAAUCAAAUUAAGCAAAUUAACUAGAAUUGUAUUUUGAUAAUGAUUAAUAUUUCUGUGGAGAAUGCUUCAAUCUUCAAACAAGAAGAUCUCUAAGAGGACUUACAAUAUGGGCAUUUAUUUUAGGAAUCAUUGCAGCUCUUCUAGUUAAAUAACCUGAUGGAGAUAUUGCUGAUAGUGUAGUAGAUUAUGAUCUCCUAGCAUUUGCUCAUUUAGAUCUUAAAUAAUAAUAACACAGCCAACAUUCUGCAAAUGAGAAUGAUUAAUCAUUCGAUUAACCAAUUACAUUUACCUAAUCUCUAUCCACUAAACCAUUUUAAAUCAUGUCAAUUUUAGUAGUAUCAUCAUCUCUUUUGCCAUACUUGAUAUUCUGUUAAUAUCAGAGAAUCUAAUCAGCCUUAGGUGUUUCCUAUACAAAAUCAUGUACAUCAUUUUAAAUAUCAAUUUUGUUUUAUGGAUUUAUGAGAUUGGCCUAUAACUAUUUUAUUUCAGAUUUGCCAUAUAAACUUGUAAUUAAAAGGUUAGGCUAGACAAAUGUAUUAUUCACUAAAUAUUACUUAUUUAGAUGCUCCUAAUUCUCGUAUUUGUUGCUUCACUAUGGUUUAACAAUACUAUUUUAAUUAACGUUAUGUGUUCCAUUUAUACAGUUUCUUUAGCCAUUUUGUUCUCUGUGAUUAGUAGUUCCAUUCCUAAAAUAUUUGGAUCUAUGGCAAGUCAAGGAGUAUUCUCCUUUAUGUUGGCUAUUAUGGGUUUGAGUGCUAUUAUUUCAAAUAGUAUUUCUUACUUUUUUCCAGAAGGGGUACAUUAUUAAAUAUGUUUAGAGCACAAAAAUGAUGUUAUUUUACUUUUCCAUUAAAGUAUUUCUUGGUUAAAUGUUUGUGUAUCGAGUUUCUAAAUGAUUCUAUUAAAAUAUAUAAAAUAAUUUCAGAAUUAAAUACUAACUGAUUACAAUAUAUAUUAUUCAAAAUUAAUGUAUUACACUCCAUCUAGACCUGCUGACAAUGACAAAUACCCUUCACGUCAUGAUAAGCCUCCAGGUUAAAAUCCUCAAUAUCUUCAAAAAUUACCUGAAGAUCCUCGUAGAGUUGAUGAUUAUUAAGGUCGUCCUCAAGAACGUCCACCUCCUCAACGAAAACCUUUAUAUUAGGAACAAGGACCAGAAAGAGGCCCACUACCUCCAAGACACUUGGAUCGUCCGUUAGAUCGACCACAACCUCCAUAUGGCAAUAUGCCAAGAGGAUUUGAACGACCUCCUCCUGGUAUCAAUCCUCAAUUUCCCCCUCCACCUCCUGAAAGAUUCAACCAUCCUCCAUAUGAUCAAGGCUACCCUGAUGAUCGCUAUUAUAGACCAAUAUCUGCUCCAUAUGGUAGUCCUUAUGGUCCUAGAUAAUAACCAUAUGGGGAACCAUCUCCUUAAGAUUUGAGAGGACCUGCAAAAGCAUAUGACCCAAGAAGGGUUGGACCACCUCAAGAUUUUAGAGGUCCUCCAGAAUAUCGAGGAUAACCUCCCCCUGAUUUUCGUGAUGGUCCUCCUGAAUUUAGAGGAAUGCAUCCUCCAGAAUAUAGGAGAAUGCCACCUCCCAGUUAUUAAGGUGCUGAGUACAAAAGAAGAAUGCAAGAACCAAUGGGUUAUCGUGAUGAUUAUAACAGAGAUAUACCUUCUAGAGGCGGACCUCCACCUGGACCACCUAUAGAUUUCAGAGGAGGACCUCCUCCUGAUCACAGAGGACCACCAUUAGAAUACAGAGGUGGGCCUCCACCUGAUCAUAGAGGUGGACCACAUUAAGAAUAUAGAGGUUUACCUCCUCCAGAUUUCAGAGGCGGGCCACAUCCUGAUUUCAGAAAACCUCCUCCUCCUCCUGAUUAUAGAGGAAUUCCCCCUCCUGAAUAUAGAGGAAUGCCUCCUGCUAAUUAUAGAGGACCUCCUCCUCCUGAAUAUGGAAGAGGUAUGGAUCCAAGAGGAAUGCCACCGUAAGAGUUCAGAGGAUAACCACCUCCAGGUGAGUAUAGAAGACAAGGUGGAUAUCCUUAAAGAGGAGGGCCUUCAAAUGAAUUUUAUAGAGGAGAAUAUCCUCCUUAGUAUCCAAGAGGAGGUGAUUAAUUAUAAAGAGGAGGGCCUGGCGGAAGGGAUUUUGAACCAAGACGACCUUUAUCACCUUAGGCAUAAAGAAGAGAUCAUGGAUACAAUUAGUUUAGUUCACCAUAAUAAAGAAUUAAGCAAGCUUGA
Paramecium pentaurelia is the source of this 2808-nucleotide messenger RNA. The record is from the annotation of a GenBank genome assembly. Lineage: Eukaryota; Ciliophora; Oligohymenophorea; Peniculida; Parameciidae.